Messenger RNA from Acipenser ruthenus (sterlet), 1014 nucleotides. Its product is annotated as protein C1orf43 homolog. The coding region runs from base 163 to 933 and encodes 256 amino acids. The transcript is spliced from 7 exons. The record is from RefSeq and is a predicted model, not a curated record. Gene Ontology annotation, biological process: phagocytosis. NCBI's taxonomy places the organism in Eukaryota, Metazoa, Chordata, Actinopteri, Acipenseriformes, Acipenseridae.
UGUCCCGGUUAGCUUCACAAUGUCCAUUUGUCGACUUUAGUUCCUGAGAAAUGUCAUUCUGCUAAGAAAUGGACACACAGAAAGACUAAACGACGCGCAACAGUUCAGUUUAACAGCUUUUAAUGUAUUAUUUAUUAGCGGUGUCGUUGUAGAGUUGACGCAAUGGCGUCUAUCAACACUUUUUCCGGAGUGAACGUUGUUUUGGUUAUGGCGUACGGCACCCUGGUGUUCGUGUUGCUGUUCAUCUUCAUGAAGAGGCAGAUCAUGCGCUUCGCCAUGAAGUCCAGGAGAGGCCCCCACGUGCCGCUGGGACACAACGCACCAAAAGACCUGAAGGAGGAGAUUGAACUCCGGCUGUCCAAGGUGCAGGACAUCAAGUAUGAGCCUCAGCUGCUGUCUGAGGGCGAUGAGAGGCUGCAGCAGCUGCAGGAACCGGGCAGCCCGUGUUGUUUUAACUAUCUGUACAGAAUGAGAGCUCUGGAUGCCAUCAGGACCUCGGGUAUUCCUUUCCGUGAAGUCUGUAAAAACCCCAAGUCUCUGACGGGCAGGAAUUUCCGGAGUUUCCUCCUGGAUCUGCGGAACGCCAGCUCUCCUUUCCGGGGAGUCCAAAAGAACCUGAUCGACACCCUGCUGGACGGGUAUGAGUCCGCACGCCACGGAACCGGGGUUUUUGGAGAGACGGAAUACCUGAAGUACCAGGAUGCACUGAACGAGCUGGCCGCAGUGGUGACGGCACGCAGGACCUCCAGCAGCGGACACAAGCAGCCCCCACCCGCCCCGACCCUGGAGCACAGCACCCCCCCAGAGACCCCCCCUCCCUCCACCAUCCAGGUGACAUACCUGCCCUCCAGCCAGAAGAGCAAGAGACCCAAACACUUCCUGGAGCUGAAGAGCUUCAAAGACAAAUACAACACGCUGGAGAGCACGCUGUAGAGAAAGGAGGAGAGGGAGAAUGGACUGGGGAGAAGGAGAAGGAGAAUGGACUGUGAAGGAGAGGAGGGGAGGGGGAAUGGA